AUGAAUGCUCGCACAUCUAGUAAACGCAGCGCGGAGCCUAAUCCCGAGCUUCUGGAAACAAACUGUGACCUCUUCGGCGAGGGACCGGAUAAACAGAGUCGAAGACAUAAGAGGUAUCGAAGAACUGAUCCUCACAGUGGGAGACAAGAGCCAAACAUACCAAGAAAAAUGGUUGCACUGGCUCCAAUGGCUCUCAUCGAGAUUGUAAAUACACCCUAG
Pelobates cultripes (western spadefoot toad) is the source of this 219-nucleotide messenger RNA. The record is from the annotation of a GenBank genome assembly. NCBI's taxonomy places the organism in Eukaryota, Metazoa, Chordata, Amphibia, Anura, Pelobatidae.